AUGCACGCCACUCUCCGUGUAUCGUCUGGCACGCGCGCGACCACGACCGUGGCCACUUCGUCCAGGGUUCGGCUGCCUCGUCUUCCAGUCCCAGACCUCCACAGGACACUCCAAGGCUACCUAACAUCUCUCGAACCGUUCCUCCUCGAGGAUGACGCGAAGGGUGUGUCCAAGUAUUCAGAUGCUCUCGCCGUGCGCAAGCGAUGGGCAGAGGACUUUGAGCACGGACUUGGAAGCGUGCUACAGGAACGUCUAAAAGUCUCAACCGCAGAAGCACUUGAUAGGGUCUCGCCUAACAAUUGGCUAGAUGACAACAUCUGGCUGAAGAAAGCGUACCACGAGUGGCGCGCACCACUGCUCGUUAAUUCAAACUGGUGGCUGGCCGUGAAGUAUGACCAGAGCGUUCCCGAGGAGAUCAUUCGUGGGACAGCUGCCGGAGAGGACAUCGGAGGGACAGGCCUGAACAAAUGGCAGAUCCGAAGGGCUGCCUGGUUCUCCUGGCGUGUAUUGGACUUCAAAGCCCAACUGCAGAGGCAGGAGAUUUACCCUGACUCGACCAAAACUGGCGUAUGGUUCCGCACGUCCACCGACAGGAUAUACAACACCUGUCGCAUUCCUCGGCCUGUAUGCGACGAAUUUGCAGAGGUCCCUCCGCCUACCCUGUCGUCGGCACGCACCUUGCUGGUCGCCAUACGCGACUGGUUCUAUAUCCUGGACGUAGUAGAUGAACACCAAAGCCUCGUAUCGCCGGCGGAACUUGUAUAUACGCUCCACGAAGUUGUCGAGGACGUGUCCCGAAGGCUGAAGCAAGGAGACGUCGCCGUUCCAAUCUCGGUCCUCAGCGCGGACCAUAGAGACCGAUGGACAGAGAACUAUGCACACCUUCUGACGCUGUCGCCUCAAAACCGCGAUAAUCUUACGGCCAUAAACCAUUCUAUCAUCGGCCUCAGUUUAGAUAACUACACCUACACCCUUCCGUCGCAACCCCCUCACGGACCACUGCCCCCUCCGGACUCUGCAGAAGAAGUCGAAGCACACCUGCAUAACAUUCGCUCCUCGCACACCGCGCACCCAGGUCGGAAUCGCUGGCAUGACAAGCCGCUAACUCUCAUCGUCGAGUCAAACACGCGUGCGGGUGCGAUGGGUGAGCAUUCCCCUGUGGACGCUCUUGUUCCCAGCAUUGUCUGCGACUAUGGUGCGGUUCAGGACAUGCACGACGAUUUCUUCAGAGGCCCUCCACCUAGAGCUGUAGAGUCUACUGACGUCCCGCUUCGUCGUUGGAGGAGACUCGACUUCGUCGUGGAUGACCACAUACGGCGCGAAUGCGUCGAGGCUGAGGAACGUGCGCGUAAGAUUGUCGAGGACUCGGAUGACAGCUUCCUCUGGUUCAACGCGUACGGUUCCGAGUGGAUCAAGAAAGAAGCCCGUCUCUCGCCGGACGGAUACAUCCAAAUGGCAUUGCAGCUUGCCUGGUACCGCAUGCAGCGCUCCUUCACGGCAACAUACGAGACGGCAUUAGCUAGGUUAUUCCAGAACGGCAGGACGGAAACGAUACGUACGCUCAGCGCUGACAGCCGUGCUUGGGUGCUUGCAAUGAACGAGCCGUCGGUGUCGGCGCAAACGCGCUAUGCGCUCCUGCAAUCCGCUCUCCAAACACAUAGCAGCCUCACGCGUGCCGCCGCCAGAGGGCAUGGAAUAGAUCGCCAUCUCCUGGGCUUGCGCUGUAUGAUGCACGGGAGUGAGCAGCAUGAACUUUUCAGUGAUGAGCUCUUUGCACGCAGCCAGACAUGGAAGCUCAGUACAAGUGGUCUCAGUGCAGGUGACCAGUUCCGUGGCACUGGGUUUGGGUCACCAGAGCAUGAUGGAUAUGGUGUCAACUACAUGCUAGGUCCAGAGGUGAUUAAGUUUGGUAUUGAGUCUAAGUGGUCAUGCUCCAAGACAUCAACUGAGCUUUUCAAGGGUGCCCUUACCACUGCUCUUUUGGACAUGCAGAUAUUGUGCAUUGCUGCUUCUCAGACACAUAUCUAG
Molecule: messenger RNA, 2028 nt
Organism: Phanerochaete carnosa HHB-10118-sp
Lineage: Eukaryota; Fungi; Basidiomycota; Agaricomycetes; Polyporales; Phanerochaetaceae
Exons: 8
Coding region: 1-2028 (675 amino acids)
Molecular function (GO): acyltransferase activity
Source: RefSeq, a predicted model, not a curated record